AUGUUCAGCUCACUCCUACCGAAACCAAAGCACACCACCCAUGAAACCUUAAAAAUCGUCCUACCUAAGCCCCAGACAAAAAAGUCGGAAGCCCUAAUAGUUCAGUCAAAGCAAUUCGAACUUGAGCCAAAGACCAUAAGCGAGCUCAAGCUUUCCAAACCCCUGGAUUACACCAAGUCUGUGCUACAAAAGUCAGGAGCACUGGCUAAUGCUCAAAUAUCGUAUGAAGACACCAUACCACUAAAGACAAAGUACCCCAAUUUGAAACAUCACUUUCCGAGAUACAGCUUGGAGAAUUGUCCCGAUUCAUCACUAAAGGAUUGUGUCGAUGCCACCAGAGAGGUCAUAGAGAAGCUAUUAGCUCAGGAACAGGGUACUGAAAUUGAAGUUGCCCAAGACGAAAUUGUGAGUUACAUUCCGCCGUCGCUCGAGAAUGGCGAAGAACAAAGAGGAAGAACGGUUCAAGUUACAACUCACCAAGAGGACCCCAUGCUCCCGCCGAAACAUAAGCUUCGAAAGAAUAGGCACAAGGACCCAUCUCCACCUCCCCCUCUUUUGAAAAAGGGUACCACAGAGAGAAUCACCAAGGAGGUCAAGGAUAAAUGGGCCAUCCCUUCGGUGGUAUCAAACUGGAGUAAUAACAAGGGGUUCUCUAUUUCUCUUCGCAAAAGACAGGAGGCUGCAAGCGGCGGGACCGUUGCAGAAAACUCAAGCAUCAAUAUUGAAAAGUUCAGUCUGCUAGCACUGGCUCUUGACGAUGCUGAUCGCCGGGCUCGCGAGGAGCUCAAAGUUAGAAACGAGGAACGGAGAUUGCAGGCUCAGGCCGAACAGAAGGAAAAGGAAAGAAGAUUCGAAGAGCUUGUCUCGAGGAAGAGAAACGAGAGACAACAGUUGAAACGUCCCGGAGAUAAUUCGGACGAGUUCCGUUCUUACAAAAAGAGAUCUGCUUAG
Candidozyma auris is the source of this 951-nucleotide messenger RNA. It is a transcript of the gene PRP45, whose product is annotated as mRNA splicing protein PRP45. Gene Ontology annotation, biological process: mRNA splicing, via spliceosome. Lineage: Eukaryota; Fungi; Ascomycota; Pichiomycetes; Serinales; Metschnikowiaceae. The record is from RefSeq and is a predicted model, not a curated record. Gene Ontology annotation, cellular component: spliceosomal complex. Bases 1 to 951 code for a protein of 316 amino acids. The transcript has a single exon.